Dictyostelium purpureum is the source of this 1998-nucleotide messenger RNA. RefSeq lists its product as uncharacterized. Lineage: Eukaryota; Evosea; Eumycetozoa; Dictyosteliales; Dictyosteliaceae. Bases 1 to 1998 code for a protein of 665 amino acids. The transcript is spliced from 3 exons. The record is from RefSeq and is a predicted model, not a curated record.
AUGACAUUAGAUUUAAAUAAUAAUUUCUCUAAAUUAAUAUUGAAUACAAAUAACAACAACAAUAAUAAUAAUAAUAUUAAUAGUAAUAACCAUAAUAGUAAUAAUAAUCCUAAUAUCACCAAUAGUAAUAUUAAUAAUAUAAAUAUGAAUAUUAUAAAUUCAAAUCAUUAUAACAACAAUAGUAGUAAUAAUAAUAAUAUAAAUGUAAAUAAAUUAAAUAAAGAAAUAUAUUACUUACAAAAUGAAAAUGAUGAAAGUUUAUAUAAUAUAAUCAAAGAGGAGCAAAUAGAUUACUUGUUUGAUCAAGAUAAUAUGGAUGAUGAUAUGGUUCAAAUGGAAAUAGAUGAAAUGGACUACAGUGGUGAGGAAAGCAAUAAUAAUGUUAAAGAUUCACUCCCAUUAGAUAACUCUGAUGAAAUUUUAAAAUAUCUUAUAAAUAACAAUCAACAAAUAAUAAACAAUCAAUUUAGAUCAAAAAUCAAAUCUAUUUUUAAAAAUAUAGAAAUUAUUACAAUGGAUCAAGCAAUAGAGUAUUUAAGUUGGAUUCAUUCAAAGUUUCAAAGGGUCAGAUAUUUUUCGGUUGUUUUCCAUUUCUUUUAUUAUUUGUAUAAAAAUGAACACUCUAUUAAUAAUAAUUCAUAUCUUGAGUUUAUUGUAAAUAUAUUUUUUGACCCAUCCAUCAAAGUUUUUAAUUUACUUAAACUUUACAACCGAAGCAAUUUAAUCAGUUAUAAAGAUGUAACAAAUUUAUAUUAUUUAAUAUUUUCAGAUAGAAGAAUUGUCAAUUUUAUUGAAAAACACAAACAAAGUGAUCAACUUUUAACUAUGAAACUAGAAAUCUUAAAUAAUAUAUUAGAUAGAAAUCAUCAAUUUGAAAUAAACUAUUUAAAAUAUUUAUUUUUAAAUAUCAAUAGUUUUAAUAUAAAUGAUUUAAGAUUUAAUAGCAAUAACAAUAGAUAUAAUAGUUAUGUAAAUAAAAAUUGUAAUAAAAUUUUAUUAGAGAAUAAUAAUUUAAAAAAUCAAAAUUUAAAUAAUGUUGAAAAUAAUUUUAAAAUAUUAAAAAGAUUCGACAAUUUAAUUAUAUCAAAGAUAAUAGAAUUCAUAUUAAACUCUUAUUUAAAUAUAAAUCAAUAUAAGUCAAUAGAAAACAAUAUAGGAAUAGAAGCUAUUGAUAUGAAAAAGUGUAUCACUGUAUCAUUAGUUUGCAAAAGAUUUUUUUAUUUAUUUUCAAAUAUAUUAAAUAGAUAUAAAUUUCCUUAUUAUAAGAAAUUCAAUUAUAAUAGUGAUUAUAGUUUAGUUAAAAAACCACCUUUAUAUUUAAACUAUGAGUCAAUUAAAUACUUACCAUUGGACCAAUCAAUGUAUCAUCAUUUAUCCAGAGUGGAAGAACUAAUAAUAAAUUCCGAUGAAAGCGAUAUCUUGUGUGAGGAUAAACUAAUGCUAAAGAGAACUUAUUUUAGAGAUUUAAAUUUACCAGAAUAUUAUUACAAGGCCUACUGUGUUUCCAUCACUCAAAAUAUGUAUUUAAACUACAUACCUAAAAUUCAAUCGUUAAAGAAAUUAGAAAUUAAAGGUUAUUUUGGAUUCAGCAAUAAUUAUAUCAAACUAUUUGAACACAUUUGCUAUAAUGGAAACUCAAUCAAACAUUUAUCAAUUUCAAUAAACUAUAAUUUUGAUGAAGAUGAUAAUGAUUUCGAUUUAGCAUUCUUAGGAAAUAUAAUCAGAAAAAGUCCAAAUUUAAAACUAUUAGAAAUCAACUAUGGUGAAGUGAUGGUAAAGAAAGAAGAGGUUCUUCAGCAGGUUUUAACAAGUAUCAACAACAACCACCAAUCCCAACUAAAAGUUAACAUAUAUUUAAUUGAACACAACCACGAUUUCGAAUAUUCAAGAAUCGAUAAUGAGAUUAUUUAUAAAAAAAAACAAAAACUAUUGGUUGAUGAUAAAGAAUUUAUAAACUUUAAAAACAAUUUAAACUUCUUCCAAUACACAUAUAACUAA